AAGCCAGCAGGGGUAAAAAUGGAAAUUACAAAUUAUACUCUGAACGCAACGAAAAUUUAGAGAAAGGAAAAAAAAUGAAAAGUAAAGAGAAGGACGCGUGGAUCCUCGUGAAUUCUCUUUUAUUCUCUCUCUCAUGCACCCACCUUAAUAUCAUAAUCUUCUUCGCUCAUUCUUCGUUCAAAUAUGAAUUCCAAUUCUUGCAAUUUCUGAUCAGUCAAUCAUCGUUUCCACCUUCUCUGUUUUCAAAAACAAUUCCAAUCAUAUCCCUCUUCUCUCCAUCAUUCUCUUCUCAUGGCGUCUUUCCUCCCCAACCUCCAUUCUGUUACGUCAUCGCAACAAUCCAAUCACAAGAAUCGCCGCAAACUCGCGCACCACGCUUCCCUCGCUCCCGCUCCCUGGACUUCCCAAACCGAACACCGGAUCUACGCCACCAACCUCCUCCACGCGCUCCGCCGUAACAGCCCUGCCGCCGCCAGCGACGUCCGCGCAGCUGCCGACCGUGCUCUCGCAGCCACGGCCAAAGGCCGAACUCGCUGGAGCCGCGCGAUUCUUGCGAAUCCGUUUGGCCGGUGGAAGCGGAGGCACCACAAGAAGGCCAGGAAGUCCGGCGCCGGAUUGAUGAAGAAGAGGACGCCGGAGAUUCGGAGAACGGUACCGCCGCUGCAGAAGAAAGCGCGCGCUCUCGGACGGUUAAUCCCCGGUUGCCGGAAGGUUCCGUUCCCGAAGCUUCUAGAAGAAGCCGGUGAUUAUAUCUCUGCCUUGGAGAUGCAAGUGCGAGCCAUGACGGCUCUCGCCGACCUCCUCGCCGGCGGCCCCACGCCCCCCGCUCCUCUCCGUUUGAGUUGACUUACUUUGUUUUUAGUGUUUCUAUUUUUGUUUAUUAUAUAUGUUUAUAUAUCGUUUUUAUUGGUUUUCACCUUUGAAUUCCUCUUCUCCA
Molecule: messenger RNA, 937 nt
Organism: Vigna unguiculata (cowpea)
Lineage: Eukaryota; Viridiplantae; Streptophyta; Magnoliopsida; Fabales; Fabaceae
Product: transcription factor bHLH149 pseudogene
Source: RefSeq, a predicted model, not a curated record